This is a messenger RNA of Dipodomys ordii (Ord's kangaroo rat), 10153 nucleotides long. RefSeq names its product ATM serine/threonine kinase (gene Atm). Lineage: Eukaryota; Metazoa; Chordata; Mammalia; Rodentia; Heteromyidae. Gene Ontology annotation, biological process: DNA repair. The transcript is spliced from 63 exons. Bases 234 to 9398 code for a protein of 3054 amino acids. Gene Ontology annotation, molecular function: protein serine/threonine kinase activity; protein binding. The record is from RefSeq and is a predicted model, not a curated record.
AGGGGACGCCCGCGUAGGAUUCGGGCCUUCCUCGCUCCCCGGUCCCGCCCGGUGCCGGGUCCUGCACCCGGAGCGGCCCUCGGCGGCUCUCCAGCCCGUCGGUCCCCACCUCCUCUCCCCGAACCCCGAGUGGACUUAAGAGGCCCGGAGUGGCACCCCCUCCCUGUGGGGCGGCCCGCUUUCCUGUCACCCCCGGGUCUAGAUUAAGGAUGUAUGUUCUGCAAUUCUGAACCAUGAGUCUAGCACUUAAUGAUUUGCUUAUUUGCUGCCGGCAACUGGAACAUGACAGAGCUACAGAACGAAGGAAAGAAGUUGAGAAAUUUAAGCGUCUAAUUCGGGACCCUGAAACAGUUCAACAUUUAGAUAGGCAUUCAGAUUCCAAACAAGGAAAAUACUUGAAUUGGGAUGCUGUUUUUAGAUUUUUACAGAAAUAUAUUCAGAAAGAAACAGAAUGUCUAAGAACAGCCAAACCAAAUGUCUCCGCCUCAACACAAACCUCCAGACAGAAAAAGAUGCAGGAAAUUAGUAGCUUGGUCAGAUACUUCAUCAAAUGUGCAAACAAAAGAGCACCCAGGUUAAAAUGUCAAGAGCUCUUGAUUUAUAUCAUGGAUACGGUGAAAGAUUCAUAUAAUGGUGUUAUAUAUGGAGCUGAUUGUAGCAACAUAUUACUCAAAGACAUUCUUUCAGUGAGAAAAUACUGGUGUGAAAUAUCUCAGCAACAAUGGCUAGACUUACUCUCUGUGUACUUCAGGCUCUAUCUCAAACCUUCACAAGACAUUAAUAGAGUUUUAGUGGCUAGAAUAAUUUAUGCUGUCACCAAAGGAUGCUGUUCACAAACUGAUGGAUUGAAUUCCAAAUUUUUAGACUUUUUUGCCAAGGCUAUUCAGUAUGUAAGACAAGAAAAGAGCUCUGUAGGCUUAAAUCACAUCUUAGCAGCUUUUAUUAUCUUCCUCAAAACAUUGGCUGUCAAUUUUCGGAUUCGAGUAUGCGAAUUAGGAGAUGAAAUUCUUCCUACCUUACUGUAUAUUUGGGCUCAACAUCGACUUAACGAUUCCUUAAAAGAAGUACUUAUUGAAUUAUUUCAGCUUCAGAUUUAUAUCCACCAUCCAAAAGGAGCCAAAACCCAUGACAAAGGUGCUUAUGAAUCAACAAAAUGGCAAAGUAUCUUAUACAACUUAUAUGAUUUACUAGUGAACGAGAUAAGUCAUAUAGGAAGCAGAGGAAAAUACUCUUCAGGUUCUCGUAAUAUUGCUGUCAAGGAAAAUUUAAUUGAAUUGAUGGCAGAUAUUUGUCACCAGGUUUUUAAUGAAGAUACCAGAUCCCUGGAGAUUUCUCAGUCUUAUGCUGCUACACAAAGACAAUCUAUCGAUUGCAGUAUACCUUGCAAAAGAAGGAAAAUAGAACUGGGUUGGGGAGUAAUAAAAGAUUAUCUUCAGAAGUCACAAAAUGAUUUUGAUAUUGUGCCUUGGCUACAGAUUACAACUCAGCUAAUAUCAAAGUAUCCUGCCAGUUUACCUAACUGUGAGCUCUCUCCAUUGCUGUUGAUCUUGUACCAGCUUCUGCCUCAACAGCGACAUGGGGAGCGAACACCAUAUGUGUUACGAUGUCUUACCCAAGUUGCAUUGUGUCAAGGAAAGAAAUCAAAUCUAGAAAGCUCUCAAAAGUCAGAAUUAUUGAAACUCUGGAUUAAAAUUUGGUGUAUUACCUUUCGUGGCAUAAGUUCUGAACAAAUACAAACUGAAAACUUUGGCUUACUUAGAGCUAUUAUUCAAGGAAGUUUAAUUGAAGUUGACAGAGAAUUCUGGAAGCUAUUUACUGGCUCAGCCUGCAAACCUUCAAGUCCUGCAGUGUGCUGUUUGACCUUGGCACUGGCUGUCUGUGUGGUUCCGGAAACAGCAAAAAUAGGAACAGAGCAGAAUGUAUAUGAAGUGAAUAGGAACUUUUCUUUAAAGGAAUCAAUUAUGAGAUGGCUUUUAUUCUAUCAGUUAGAGGAUGACAUAGAAUACAGCACAGUGCUGCCUCCAAUUCUUCAGAGUAAGCUUCCUCAUCUCAUGCUGGAGAAAAUUCUUGUGAGUCUCACCAUGAAAAACUGUAAAGCUGCAAUGAACUUUUUCCAAAGUGUGCCAGAAUGUGAAAAUCACCACAAAGUUAAUGAAGAGCCUUCAUUCUCAGAAGUAGAAGAACUAUUUCUUCAGACAACUUUUGACAAAAUGGAUUUUCUAACCAUUGUGAAAGAAUGUGCUGUAGAGAAGUAUCAAUCUAGUAUUGGCCUUUCUGUCCAUUCAAAUCUCAAGGAAUCAUUGGAUAACUGUCUUCUGAAAUUAUCAGAACAGCUUCUCAAUAAUUACUCAUCUGAGGUCACAAAUUCAGAAACACUUGUACGAUGCUCAGGCCUUUUGGUGGGUGUUCUUGGCUGCUAUUGUUAUGCAGGUGUAAUAACUGAAGUGGAAGCAUGCACAUCAGAAUUAUUCCAGAAGGCCAAGUCUCUAAUGCAGUGUUCAGGAGAAUGUAUCUCCCUGUUUAAAAAUAAGACAAAUGAGGAAUCUAGAAUUGGUUCACUGAGAAAUAUGAUGCAGCUAUGUACAAGUUGCAUGUAUAACUAUAACAAGCAAAAUGCAAAUAAGAUUGCAUCUGGCUUUUUCCUACGAUUAUUUACAUCAAAGCUGAUGAAUGACAUUGCAGAUAUUUGUAAAAGUUUAGCAUCCUUAAUGAAAAAGCCAGUUGACUAUGGAGAGAUAGAGUCAAUAGAAGAUGGUACUUGUGACCAUCUAAGGGAGGUAAAUGAUCCUUCAUCCAUGGAUCUCUUUAGUGAUUGCCCUGCUGCUGAUGUGAGUGAUUCCAUUGAGUGUGGGGAGAGCCAGAGCACCAUUGGUGCCAUGAAUCCUUUAGCUGAAGAAUAUCUGUCAAAGCAAGAUCUACUUCUUUUAGACAUGCUCAGGUUCUUGUGCAUGUGUGUAACUGUGCCUCAGACCAAUACUGUGUCAUUUAGGGCAGCUGAUAUUCGGAGAAAAUUGUUAUUGUUGCUUGAUUCUAGCAUACUGGAUCUUGCUAAAUCCCUCCACUUGCAUGUGUACUUGGUGCUUUUAAAGGGGCUUCCUGGAAAAGAAUGUCCUUUGCCCAUGGAAGAUGUUGUGGAGCUUCUGAAACCACUAUCCCUUGUGUGUUCUUUAUAUCGUCGAGACCAAGAUGUUUGUACAACAAUUUUAAACCAUGCCCUUCAUGUAGUGACAAACCUAGAUCAAGGCAGUGUGGACACUGAGAGCACAAGGGACGCACAAGGACAGUUCCUCACAGUGAUUGGUGCAUUUUGGCAUCUAACAAAGGACAAGAAAUGUUCAUCCUCUGUAAGAAUGGCUUUAGUAAAAUGCCUUAAAACUCUGCUUGAGGCCGAUCCCUAUUCAAAAUGGGCUGUUCUUAAUGUGAUGGGAGAAGACUUUCCUGUAAAUGAAGUGUUUCCACAAUUUCUUGCUGAUGAUCACCACCAAGUUCGUAUGUUGGCUGCAGGGUCGAUCAAUAGAUUAUUCCAGGACAUGAGUCAAGGGGAUUGUUCCAAGUCAUUGAAAGCACUUCCUUUGAGGCUUCAACAAAAAGCUUUUGAAAAUGCAUACUUGAAAGCUCAGGAAGGAGUGAGAGAAAUGUCCCACAGCACUGAGAACCCUGACCUUUUGGAUGAGAUUUAUAAUAGAAAAUCUGUUUUACUGAUGAUGAUAGCUGUGGUUUUACACUGUAGCCCUAUCUGUGAAAAACAGGCUUUGUUUGCUUUAUGUAAAUCAAUGAAAGAGAAUGGAUUAGAACCUCACCUCGUGAAAAAGGUUUUACAGCAAGUUUCUGAAACUUUUGGGUAUACACAUUUAGAAGAUUUCAUGGCUUCUCAUUUAGAUUACCUUGUUUUGGAAUGGCUAAAUCUUCAAGAGACUGAAUACAACUUAUCUUCUUUUCCUUUUAUUUUAUUAAACUAUACAAAUGUUGAAGAUUUCUACAGAUCUUGUUAUAAGGUUUUGAUUCCACAUUUGGUAAUCAGAAGUCAUUUUGAUGAGGUGAAGUCCAUGGCUGAUCAGAUUGAAAAGGAUUGGAAAACUCUUCUAAUAGAUUGCUUUCCAAAGAUUCUUGUCAAUAUUCUUCCCUAUUUUGCCUAUGAGGGAACACACGACAGUAGGAUGGCACAGCAAAGAGAGACUGCUUCCAAGGUCUAUGAUACACUUAAAGGUGAAAACCUACUGGGAAAACAGAUUGAUCACUUAUUCAUUAGUAACUUACCAGAGAUCGUGGUAGAGUUAUUGAUGACCUUACAUGAACCAGCAAGUUCUAGUGCCGGCCAAAGAACUGACCUUGGUGACUUUUCAGGGGAUUUGGAUCCUGCUCCUAACCCACCUUGUUUCCCAUCACAUGUUAUUAAAGCAACAUUUGCCUACAUCAGCAAUUGUCAUAAAACCAAGCUUAAAAGCAUCUUAGAAAUUCUUUCCAAAAGCCCUGACUCCUAUCAGAAAAUUCUUCUAGCCAUUUGUGAACAAGAAGCUGAGACAAAUGAUGUUUAUAAGAAGCACAGAAUUCUUAAAAUGUAUCAUCUAUUUGUUAGUUUAUUACUGAAAGACAUAAAAAGUGGCUUGGGAGGAGCAUGGGCCUUUGUUCUUCGAGAUGUUAUUUAUACUUUGAUUCACUCUAUCAAUAAAAGGCCUUCUCAUUUCAUAGAUGUGACAUCACGUAGCUUCUCCCUUUGUUGUGAUUUACUUAGUCGGGUUUGCCAGACUGCAGUGACUCACUGUAAGGAUGCUUUGGAAAAUCAUCUUCACCUAAUUGUUGGAACACUCAUACCCCUUGUGGAUGAUCAGAUGCAAGUUCAGGAACAGGUCUUGGACUUGCUGAAAUACUUAGUGAUAGAUAACAAGGAUAAUGAAAACCUCUAUGUCACAAUUAAGCUUUUAGAUCCUUUUCCUGAUCGUGUUGUUUUUAAGGAUUUACGUAUUAUUCAGCAGAAAAUCAAAUACAGUAGAGGACCCUUUUCACUCUUGGAGGAAAUUAACCAUUUUCUCUCAGUAAGUGUUUAUGAUGCACUUCCAUUGACAAGGCUUGAAGGAUUAAAAGAGCUUCGGAGACAGUUGGAACAGCAUAAAGAUCAGAUGAUGGAUCUUAUGAAAGCAUCUCAGGAUAACCCACAUGAUGGCAUUGUGGUGAAGCUAGUUGUCAGUUUGUUGCAGUUAUCCAAGAUGGCGGUUAACCAGACUGGAGAAAGAGAAGUUCUAGAGGCUGUUGGAAGCUGUCUAGGAGAAGUAGGUCCUAUAGAUUUUUCUACAAUAGCUAUACAACAUAGUAAAGAUAUAUCUUAUGCCAAGACUCUUGAAGACAAAGAGCUUGAAUGGACCUUACUGAUGCUGACCUACCUGAAUAAUACACUAGUAGAAGAUUGUGUCAAAGUACGAUCAGCUGCUGUUACCUGUUUGAAAAACAUUUUAGCCACAGAGACUGGACAUAGAUUCUGGGACAUUUAUAAGAAGACAGCUGAUCCUAUGCUGGCCUAUCUGCAGCCAUUUAGAACAUCAAGGAAAAAGUUUUUAGAAGUACCCAGGCUUGACAAAGAAUGCCCAUUAGAAUACCUGGAUGAUACAAAUCUGUGGAUUCCUCAAAGUGAAAAUCAUGACAUUUGGAUAAAGAACCUAACAUGUGCUUUUUUGGACAGCGGAAGCAUAAAAAGCGAAAUUCUUCAGUUACUGAAGCCAAUGUGUGAGGUGAAGACUGACUUUUGUCAGACUGUGCUUCCAUACUUGAUUCAUGAUAUCUUACUCCAAGAUACAAAUCAAUCAUGGAGAAAUCUUCUUUCUAUACACAUUCAGGGAUUUUUCACGAGCUCUUUCAAACACUCCUCACAAACAAGUCGAUCUGCAACCCCAGCCAAUUUUGAUUCAGAGUCAGAGAAUAUUUUCCGAUGCUGUUUGGAUAAAAAAUCACAAAGAACAAUGCUUGCUGUUAUAGACUACAUGAGAAGACAAAAGAGACCUUCUUCAGGAACAGUUUUCGAUGAUGCUUUCUGGCUGGACUUGAAUUAUCUAGAAGUUGCCAAGGUGGCCCAGUCUUGUGCUGCUCACUUUACAGCAUUGCUCUAUGCAGAGAUCUAUGCCGAUAAGAAAAGCAUGGACGAUCUGGAGAAAAGAAAUCUUACAUUUGAAGAAGGAAGCCAAGGUACAACUAUUUCCAGUUUGAGUGAAAAAAGUAAAGAAGAAACUGGAAUAAGUUUGCAGGAUCUUCUCUUAGAAAUCUAUAGAAGUAUAGGAGAGCCGGAUAGUCUGUAUGGCUGUGGUGGAGGGAAAAUGUUGCAGCCCCUUACAAGACUACGGACCUAUGAACAUGAAGCAAUGUGGGGGAAAGCCUUAGUAACAUAUGACCUUGAGACAGCAAUUUCCUCCUCAGCCCGCCAGGCCGGAAUCAUUCAGGCCUUGCAGAAUUUGGGACUCUGUCAUAUUCUUUCCACCUAUUUAAAAGGGUUAGAUCAUGAAAAUAAAGAGGGCUGUGCUGAACUGCAAGAGCUUUAUUACCAAACCGCAUGGAGGAAUAUGCAGUGGGACCAUUGUGAUUCUAUCAGCAAAGGAAUAGAAGAAACCAGUUACCACGAGUCAUUGUACAAUGCUCUCCAGUGUCUAAAAGACAGAGAAUUCUCCACAUUUUAUGAAGGUCUUAAAUAUGCCAGAGUAAAAGAAGUAGAAGAGUUGUGUAAGGGCAGCCUAGAGUCUGUGUAUUCUCUGUACCCCACACUUAGUAGAUUGCAGGCAAUCGGAGAAUUGGAAAACAUUGGAGAGCUUUUUUCAAGGUCAGUCACAGAUAGACAGCAGCUAUCAGAAGUAUAUAUGAAGUGGCAGAAACAUUCCCAGCUUCUCAAGGACAGCGAUUUUAGUUUUCAGGAGCCAAUUAUGGCUUUACGCACAGUCAUUUUAGAGAUUCUAGUGCAAAAGGAAAUGGAGAAUUCCCAAAGAGAAUAUUUUAAGGACAUUCUUACCAAGCACCUUGUAGAAUUCUCUGUCCUGGCCCGAACUUUCAAUAAUACCCAGCUCCCUGAAAGGGCAAUAUUUCAAAUUAAGCAGCAUAAUUCAGCUAUUUGUGGAGUCUCUGAGUGGCAGCUAGAGGAAGCACAAGUAUUCUGGGCGAAAAAGGAACAGAGUCUUGCUCUGAGCAUUCUCAAGCAAAUGAUCAAGAAGUUGGAUGCCACCUGCACAGAGAAUAAUCCCAACCUAAAACUUCUAUACACAGAAUGUCUGAGAGUUUGUGGCAAUUGGUUAGCAGAAACUUGCUUAGAAAAUCCUGCAGCAAUCAUGCAGACCUAUCUGGAAAAGGCAGUGGAAGUUGCUGGAAGUUAUGAUGGAGAAAGCAGUGAACUUAGAAAUGGAAAAAUGAAGGCAUUUCUGUCAUUAGCACGAUUCUCUGAUACUCAGUACCAGAGAAUUGAAAACUAUAUGAACUCAUCAGAAUUUGAAAACAAGCAAGCUCUCUUGAGAAGGGCCAAAGAAGAAGUGGGCCUACUUAGAGAACAUAAAAUCCAGACAAACAGAUACACAGUAAAGGUUCAGAGAGAGCUGGAGCUGGAUGAAUGUGCACUCCGUGCACUGAAAGAGGACCGUAAACGCUUCUUGUGUAAGGCAGUUGAAAAUUACAUCAACUGCUUGUUAAGUGGAGAAGAACAUGAUAUGUGGGUUUUUCGACUUUGCUCCCUCUGGCUUGAAAAUUCUGGUGUUUCUGAAGUCAAUGACAUGAUGAAGAGAGAUGGAAUGAAGAUUUCUUCAUACAAAUUUUUGCCUCUUAUGUACCAACUGGCUGCUAGAAUGGGGACCAAAAUGACAGGAGGCCAAGGAUUUCAUGAAGUCCUCAAUAAUCUUAUCUCUAGGAUUUCAAUGGAUCACCCCCACCAUACUUUGUUUAUUAUAUUGGCUUUAGCAAAUGCAAACAAGGAUGAAAUUUUGACCAAACCAGAGGUAGCAAAGAGGAGCAGAAUAACUAAAAAUGCACCCAAAGAAAACUCUCAGCUUGAUAAGGAUCGAAUGGAGGCUGCAAACAAAGUAAUAUGUACCAUUAGACGUAAGAGACAGCAGAUGGUCAAGAAUGUUGAGGCACUUUGUGAUGCUUACAUUUUACUAGCAAACUUAGAUGCCACUCAGUGGAAGACUCACAGAAAAGGCAUCAGUAUUCCAGCAGACCAGCCAAUUAUUAAACUGAAGAAUUUAGAAGAUGUUGUUGUUCCCACUAUGGAAAUCAAGGUGGACCCUACAGGUGAAUAUGGAAAUCUGGUGACUAUACAGUCAUUUAAAACAGAGUUUCGUUUAGCAGGAGGCUUAAAUUUACCAAAAAUAAUAGAUUGUAUAGGUUCUGAUGGGAAGGAAAGAAGACAACUUGUCAAGGGCCGUGAUGACCUGAGACAAGAUGCUGUCAUGCAGCAGGUUUUCCAAAUGUGCAAUACUUUAUUGCAGAGAAACACUGAAACUAGGAAGAGAAAACUGACUAUCUGCACAUACAAGGUGGUUCCCCUGUCCCAGCGAAGUGGUGUUCUUGAGUGGUGUACAGGAACUGUACCUAUUGGUGAAUUUCUUGUUAACAAUGAAGAAGGUGCUCAUAAAAGAUACAGGCCACAAGAUCUCAGUGCCUCUCAAUGCGUAAAGAAAAUGAUGGAGGUACAAAAGAAGUCUUUUAAAGAAAAGCAUGAAACCUUCAUGGAUGUUUGCCAAAACUUUCAACCAGUUUUCCGAUAUUUCUGCAUGGAAAAAUUCUUGGACCCAGCUGUUUGGUUUGAGAAACGAUUGGCUUAUACUCGCAGUGUGGCCACAUCUUCUAUUGUUGGUUACAUCCUUGGACUUGGUGAUAGGCAUGUACAGAAUAUCUUAAUAAAUGAGCAAUCAGCAGAACUUGUACACAUAGAUUUGGGGGUUGCUUUUGAACAGGGUAAAAUCCUUCCUACUCCUGAAACAGUUCCUUUUAGGCUCUCUAGAGAUAUUGUGGAUGGCAUGGGCAUCACUGGUGUUGAAGGGGUCUUCAGAAGAUGCUGUGAGAAGACAAUGGAAGUGAUGAGAAACUCUCAGGAAACUCUGCUAACCAUUGUAGAGGUCCUCCUGUAUGAUCCACUCUUUGACUGGACUAUGAACCCAUUGAAAGCUUUAUAUCUACAGCAGAGGCCAGAGGAUGAAGCUGAGCUCCAUUCUACUCCAAAUGCAGAUGACCAAGACUGCAAACGAAGCCUUAGUGAUAUUGACCAGAGUUUCAACAAAGUAGCUGAGCGAGUGUUGAUGAGAUUGCAAGAGAAGCUGAAAGGAGUGGAGGAGGGCACCGUGCUCAGUGUGGGUGGGCAAGUGAAUUUGCUCAUUCAGCAGGCCAUGGACCCCAAAAACCUCAGCCGACUUUUCCCAGGAUGGAAAGCUUGGGUAUGAUCUGCAGCAUAUUAUAUUGCCCCCACAAAAAGUUGAGUAAGGAUUAAUGUUUAACCAAUUGAAGGAAUAUGUUCUGAAAGUAUCCCUACUUACAGUCACUAUCCAAAGAUGCUUCAGCUGUAACUGGGAACAUCCAUGCUCUCACAUGUUAGAAAUAAUAGCUCUUCCCACUCUCUGUGCUUCUAGGUUAAAUGGUUAUUUCUUCUCAAGAGCAAACUCGUAUUAUUUCAAUCGAAUCAGACUUGUGUAAUGGGGGGAACUGUGGAAGCAUCAAUGACAGGCGUCCUUUGGUAGGAAUCAGAACAAGUACAUGCACUGCUUCCUGAGUAGUUUUCAAUUAAAACUUUCCCAGAUAGAUGUGAUAAAUUAGAAGUGUCCACCUAUGAUGUUAUAGCUAUACAGUGUGUAACAUGCUCCUGAUGCCCCAGCACUGCAAAGAAAAAACUAUACAAACUAUAGGUUGGGCAUUUUUGAACUGAAAAUCCAAAAUAUGAAAUGCACUGGAUACCCAGUUUUUCGUAGGGCUGUUUCUUUUCUUUUUUGUAUUUUGAAACAGGGUUUCACUAUGUAGCUCAGGCUAACCUGGAACUUGCUGAGUAGCCCCAGCUUGCCUCACAUUCAUGAUCCUCCUGUCUCAGCCUCCUACAUGCAUGUGUCAUGAUGCCCAACUCAUCCAGAACCUUGAGUCUCAUGUUGGUAGCUUUUCUUUUUUCCUUUUUUUUUUUUUUUUCGUCGGUUGUGGGGCCUGAACUGGG